Pelodiscus sinensis (Chinese soft-shelled turtle) is the source of this 3506-nucleotide messenger RNA. RefSeq names its product synaptopodin 2 like (gene SYNPO2L). Lineage: Eukaryota; Metazoa; Chordata; Testudines; Trionychidae. Gene Ontology annotation, biological process: positive regulation of actin filament bundle assembly. Gene Ontology annotation, molecular function: actin binding. Gene Ontology annotation, cellular component: Z disc; nucleus; actin cytoskeleton. The record is from RefSeq and is a predicted model, not a curated record.
AAUCAAAUACUAAAUCAUAGGCAGCAGAGCCGCUGAGAGUGCAGAAGAGCAGGGAGGCUGGGUUCAUGGGUAGAAGCUCUCCUCUCAUGCUUGAGGGAGAAAGUGAGGAGAGGGCUUUCCAGGCAAUUCCAGAAAAGGUAGAGAUGGAAGGGGGAGCUGCUACCCCGUAAGAGCUGGGGGUUUGCCUUGAAGAGGGGAGGAGGCUAUCAGAGAAGACAAGAAACCAAAAGCACUGAAGUCAUGGGAGCUGAAGAUGAAGUGCUGGUCACGCUGUCUGGUGGGCCCCCCUGGGGCUUCCGGCUGCAGGGGGGCUCUGAGCAGAAAAGGCCCCUUCAGGUGUCAAAGAUCCGCAAGAGAAGCAAAGCCUGCCGGGGGGGCCUGUGGGAAAACGAUGAGCUGGUGUCCAUCAACGGGAAACUAUGCGCUGGCCUUUCCCACGCCAGCGCCAUGCACAUCAUCGACUCCUCCAGCGACACGCUCCACAUCUGUGUAAAAAGGGCGGCUGGUGAGGACAGGUCUGGCCAGCCACUAGUGCUCUGCCCAGCCUCCCCAGUCAGCCCAGAGACAGCUGGGCCCCCCCCCCCCCCUCCACCCGAGCCACAGCGCCGGCGACAGCAGCAGCUGGGGAGCCUGACGUCACCUCCUGACAGCGAGGCCUACUACGGCGAGACAGACAGCGAUGCCGAUAACAUUGCCCAGGAGAAGCACAGGAGGGCCCGCAAGAAGAGCCCUCGAUCUCCACCUGGGGGCUCCAACAACAAGCCGGGGGAGCCGCAGGACGAGGUGUCCCUGUCGGAGCUGAGCGGCUAUGACAGCACCCCCGAGGCAGCGGCGCAGGCCGGCCAGGGCGGAGCGGACACAAGUGGAGUGGCUGAGAAAGAACGCGGGUACCGGCCCGGCAGCCACAUGGACACCCCUUUCUCAGAGAGCGAGGAGCUGCUGCAGCGGCCCCCAGCGGAGAGCAGGGAGCUCUCCCCAGAGGCCAUGCUCCUGCCCCAUGCCACCAAGACCAUCCGAGCGGAGCGCCACCUCAUCCCCAUGGUGGGGCCCGUAGAGCACCCCGUCGAUGAAGAUUUAACCACCACCUACGCAGAGAAAGCCAAACUAGCCAAGCUGCACCGCAGCGAGAGCACCCAAGAGAAGAAUGUGAAAGAAGCCAAAACCAAGUGCCGGACAAUUGCGUCCCUGCUGACGGACGCGCCGAACCCUCACUCCAAGGGCGUGCUGAUGUUCAAGAAGCGCAGGCAGAGGGCUAAGAAGUACACCUUGGUCAGCUUUGGGAGCGUUGAUGAGGACCGCUGUUAUGAGGAGGAGGAUGGUGUCUUCCCAACCAGUGAGUCGGAGUUUGAUGAGGAAGGCUUCUCAGAUGCCCGAAGCUUAACAAACCACUCGGACUGGGACAACACGUACCUGGACAUUGAAAAGCCCAAGCCAGAAUCUGAGCAGCAGGAGGGGCAGCGGCGGCAGGGUCUGAGUGAGGCCUCUGGCAGGGGCGCCCGGCUAUUUGAACAGCAGAGGGAGAGGGCAGGUCAGUAUACAGUGGAGAAAGCCCCAGCUGGGAAGCCAGAGAGCCCUCCCGCAUCAGCAGGGGUCAGGCCAAAGCAGAGCAUGGUGAACGGAGAUGUGCCCACUCCGCAGAAGGCCAACACGGCCCCUCUCAGUAUCCACAUGGAAGCAGUGCAGGUUCCCAGCAAGCUGCCAUCUUUUACCUCUGCCCACUUCCAGGCUCCAGUGGGCAGCACUGGAGGAGGUGCCCAGCCAUCCUCUGGCACAGACAGUUUCUUCAACAGAUCCGCACGGCCCUUCACGCCUGGCUUUUCCGGGCAGCGCCCUGUGACUUCCUCUGUCAUCUUCAGGCCUUUAGCUCCCAAGAAGAGUGUGGGGGGGCAUAGCCCUGUUGCCCCCCCUUUCUCACCAGGAACCCCUGUGCCACCUCCUGCUGUGCCUGCAAUGGCACAUGGUGGUCCAGCAAGCGCCUCAGCGCCUCUGUAUAUUCCAACAGCACCAGGGGGACUGCAGCCCGCCUCUGGCGAACGUGCUUCUGAGACUAAGACACCCACCAACCCAGCCAGGACUUCCAAGGCUUCCAUAGUUCUAGCCACUCCCUCUAAAGCAGGGGGGGCCGCAGUUGCAGCCACACCUCAGCCACCACGGGGGACAGCUUCUUCCUCCUUGUAUAUCAGCCCAGCCCCACCCCAACCCAGCACGGCGAGUAGCUCUCUGCUACCCAGCCAGCCAUAUCCUGUGGUUUCCCCAGCUACUCCACGACCUGCUUCUGAGACCUUAGCAUCCAGGGAGCAACGCAUUGCGGUGCCAGCCCCCCGCACGGGCAUCUUGCAGGAGGCGCGCCGGCGAAGCACCAAGAAGCCCAUGUUCAGUCCUAGAGAAGAGAAGAAGAAGAAUUCGCCCAACCCCGAGCUUCUGUCUCUGGUGCAAAACCUGGAUGAGAAACCCAAAGGCGACCACCCAGGGGCGGGCUUCGAGUCGGGGCCUGAGGAGGAUUUCCUCAGCCUAGGAGCCGAGGCCUGCAACUUCAUGCAGCCCUCAGGCCGCAAAUUCAAAGCCCCCCCCCCAGUCGCCCCUAAGCCUCAGCAGCCAGGUGCCUCUGCCAGACUAGUCAACGGUGCCCAUGACAUGCCACAGCUGAAGGGUAAAGGGGCAGAGCUUUUUGCCAAGCGACAGAGCCGCAUGGACAAGUUUGUGGUGGAGGCGGCUCCAACACCGGGCUCCAAGCCCAGGGCACCCUCUCCCACCCCUUCUCUCCCACCAUCCUGGAAGUACUCCCCCAACAUCCGCGCCCCACCCCCGAUAGCUUACAACCCCUUGCAUUCCCCCUUCUACCCCUUGGCAGCAAGCAAGUCUCAGGCUAGCAAAGCAGAGAGCAAAGUGAAGAAGGCAGCCAGCCAGAAAUCGGGGAUCAAGGCCAUUGAUUUCAUGCGUCACCAGCCCUACCAGCUAAAGUCAGCCAUGUUCUGUUUUGGGGAGCCCCCGAGCACUGACACACAGAGCCCUCCAACCCAGCCAGCCCAGCAGCCCAGCUCCUCUUCCACCCCAGCCAAGCAGGCGCCUGUGAAAACAGCCAGGACCUAUGAGAUCCGGCGGUUCUCCACCCCUGCUCCCAUGCCCACUCUGAACAGCCUGGCACCCACUGUCCUCGCCCCUCGAUCCGCCACCACGCUGGAUGAGCCAGUAUGGAGGACAGAUGUGACCUCUGCACCCACCACCCCGGCCCCUUUCCAGGCUGGUCCCAGCCAGGCCCCACAGCUGAACCAAAGCUCUCCAGAGCUCGGUCAGGCGAGCCACGCGACUCUCCCACGCCCAGCCUCCUCCUCUGGCUUCCAGGUAGCUAGACCCAGGUUUUCAGCUGCCAAAACUGGAAUGCAGGCCCAUGUGUGGAGGCCGGGCUCCGGGUACCAGUGACCCAGGAACUGCCUCCCUCUCCCCCACAUGGGCAUGUCUGGUGUCUGACCAAGCUAGUUUCUGUGGCUGUUCUUUAAUGCAAGCUC